This is a messenger RNA of Alosa alosa (allis shad), 2063 nucleotides long. It is a transcript of the gene gch2, whose product is annotated as GTP cyclohydrolase 2. Gene Ontology annotation, biological process: tetrahydrobiopterin biosynthetic process; tetrahydrofolate biosynthetic process. Bases 164 to 883 code for a protein of 239 amino acids. The transcript is spliced from 6 exons. The record is from RefSeq and is a predicted model, not a curated record. Gene Ontology annotation, cellular component: cytoplasm. NCBI's taxonomy places the organism in Eukaryota, Metazoa, Chordata, Actinopteri, Clupeiformes, Clupeidae. Gene Ontology annotation, molecular function: GTP binding; zinc ion binding; GTP cyclohydrolase I activity.
ACGAAUAGCUUGCUGGACAGCUAGACAGUGCUUUGACGGGGAAGCAUCACAUUUAAAACAAAACCUGUAUAUUUAGACUAUAUUUUACUCUUUGUUGAAGAAGGGUUGCUGUGAGCAUUAUAUUUUUUUUAUCCAAAACAUAUUUUAGCUGUUCUUGACAGAAAUGGAAUACCAGAAAGUUACGGACGUGAGUGCCAUGUGCAACGGCAACAUAGUGUCGGAGUUAAACUGCAGGAAUGGUUUCGUAGAGUUGUCCAUUGAGACCAAGAAAGCGGCUGUCCAGCGCAUCAACGAGACCUCUCGAAAAGAGGCGGAAGAUGAGUCUAGAUUGCCCAUUUUAGAAGCAGCUUACACCACUAUCCUCAAGGGUCUAGGGGAGAAUACCGACCGUCAGGGUCUUUUACGCACUCCACUGCGUGCCGCCAAAGCCAUGCAGUUCUUAACCAAGGGAUACCACGAAACCAUCUAUGAUGUUCUGAAUGAUGCCAUCUUCGAUGAGGACCAUGAAGAGCUGGUGAUUGUGAAAGACAUUGACAUGUUUUCGCUUUGUGAGCAUCACUUGGUGCCCUUCUUUGGAAAGGUACACAUUGGAUAUCUGCCGAAUAAGAAGGUGGUCGGCCUGAGCAAGCUUGCAAGGAUUGUUGAGAUCUACAGCCGAAGACUUCAAGUUCAGGAGCGCCUGACCAAACAGAUCGCCACGGCAAUCUCUGAGGCCCUACAGCCAGCCGGUGUGGCGGUGGUCAUCGAGGCCGCGCACAUGUGCAUGGUGAUGAGGGGUGUGCAGAAGAUGAACAGCCGCACAGUGACCAGUGCCAUGCUGGGGUCGUUCCGAGAAGACCCCAAGACACGUGAGGAGUUCUUGGCCUUAACAAAGAGUGCCUAAAUCUGAUGACAUAAAUAUGACAAACAAACACACACACUCACUCACACAUGCACACAUUGACACUUUAAAGGUCAAUUUCUAAUAAAAUGAAAGAUUGAAAACUAGGUGGACCAUAAUAGUCAGGAUUUCCGAUAGUUCUUCAAAUCCAGGCAUUUUCUUUUCUAACAAAACAUUUGGAGAAAUGUGAAAUUCCCUCUAUACUUUUAAUUUGAUUAAAUAUGUAAAGCGCUUUUUGACAGUGGUCUUAAGUCCGUUAUCAAACCCCCUCCCCAUUCUUUCCUCUAUCCUGGUGCUAAGAGUCUUCCUGAGAACUCAGGGUUUCUCAGUAACAUUAACAAUGCACAUAUUUAAAACCUGUAGUAUUCAUAGGUGUAAAGAGAUCAAGCCAAGCCAAAUGUGUACAUACCAGCAGGAUUUCGCACAUACAAAGCCUAAAAGCCCUUCAGCCAUUUUGCUCUGUAAUAUUGUUGUUUGUUUACAAUACUUGGGUUUAAUUAGUAGCCUACUUUGCAGUUUCCUUCAGUCAAUUAAAAUUAGUCAUUUAGAUGUGUAGUCUUUUCAAGUGUAUGUAGACAUCUGAAGGGUUCAUUUUUUUUAUUGCUGGUACUCUAUUUUGUGAAACAUGUAAAGCACGCUAAUACAUGGUAGUGUGUGUGAACUUGCAGAAAAUGUUAUUAAUCAUUAUUCUAUCAGUUCAUGUGGGUGCAAGCCACAUAAACAGUGCCUUCUGAUUAAUUGCACACUUGUAUAACCUACCUACAUUUUACAAUGUACAAUAUGCACAAUGUAUAUUUGUACGUUUGCAUCACAACACAAACAUUUUUAUUUUGGAGCAAAAUGUGUCCUUCUGAACUGUGUGAAAAUUCCGUAAUACAGAAACUGGUGUUAUGUCUUAAGGCAUCUUAGUGUGUUUUGUAUCUUUUUAAUAUUUAUAUUUGAUGUAUUAAUUUCCUACCUCUGCAACUAGUUCCAACACUGUGAAUCAGCUGGAUUCAGCCGCAAGGCAGGAUUUAACUGACUUCAACCAUACUUCACCAACACUCAUAGCUUACGCAUGUUUAAUCUUCUGAUGAAAGGAUAUGUAUGCCCUGCCUUAAAGUUAGAUUUGUUAUACUCAAUAAGCCAUUAUGUGUAUUAUCUGACUGUAAUUUUCUGUAAUUUACAGUUUUGUGCUUUGUAU